Harmonia axyridis is the source of this 5258-nucleotide messenger RNA. RefSeq lists its product as uncharacterized. The transcript has 13 exons. NCBI's taxonomy places the organism in Eukaryota, Metazoa, Arthropoda, Insecta, Coleoptera, Coccinellidae. Bases 309 to 5111 code for a protein of 1600 amino acids. The record is from RefSeq and is a predicted model, not a curated record.
CGAUGAAGUAACACCUAACACUCGGAAUUGAAUGAAGUUCCAUUCAUCCUCCAAAACGUCAACUUUGCUCCAGAGCGCCCCUCGUAAUCUGUAUUGGGAUCAUUCGUUCAUUCUAAGUAUAUCACGACGACUAACGUCGCGGCGCAUCAGGUCAGUCUACCAUACAGACGCUCUGCCAACAUAUCUCUUCCUACCGGACGUGUUUGUUGCCAAAAAAGUUAGGUUAAACAUGUAGUGCUUACAGGAUAACUGAGCUCCAGAGAGAUCACAAGUAUCCACAAGCAUUUAUCCAGAUAAUGUAACUGAUCAUGAGUGAAAACAUUCCAUCAACUUCGAACAGUACAGCAAAACUCACUUCAACUUCACCAAUUCAAAAUGCAAGGAAAUCCAGGAGAAAGUAUGAAAAGGUCAAGCUUCCAACACCACCUCCUGAUCCUAGGGGUGACCAAAACGAAGGUUGCUCCGAAAAAGUAUUCCUUGAAUAUCUGGAUCAACUACAGAAACAUACUGCAAAUUACUCAAGAUCAACGUCACAUCUUGCUUCUGUAUUGAUAGCGGAAGAUGCCUUCGAUCAUUUGGAGAGACUCUACAAACUCAUGGAGCAAAUGCUGGAACUGAGAGCUCAAAAUGCAAAGUUACAUAGGAAAAUACGUGAUUUGGAACAUCUCAACAAUAUGGAAAAAAUGUACCGACAAGUGGAAAAUUUACCGGAAGAUGAUUCAUGUCCAGAACUGGAUAAAGAUACAGCUUUUGCAGAGACGAUAUUGGAAUCUAUCCUUCAAGAACCAAAACAACCUUUGAAACACAAAGGUUCUUUGAGACAGUCCAUAAUGAGAAGACAUAGGAAUAGGAGUUGUUCUGCUACAGAGAAGCCUUUUGGUUUGGAAACUGCUGAAGUUGCUGAUCAGCAACGCAGAGCCUCGUUGUGUGUGGAUAAUGUGAAAAAAUCUUCGAAAGUAUCCAAAUGGACGCGGGUAAAAGCAGCAUUCAAGUGGGAAAAGGCUUCUUCUACUGUUGGUGAAACCAAAUCUUUAGAUAGUGGAGUUAGUGAUGUCGCUAGAUAUUUAAGAGUUCCGUCAACGAACGAUGAUCCUGGCCAUAGUCCCUCUGAUUCUGGAGCUGCAGAAAUCUCAACACCAGGCUCACUUUCGAGUGCUUCUUCUAAUGAAAACUUCCAUAGAUCAGGUAGAAGAAGUCCUUAUGAAGACCUCAGAAGUUCAGACGAUGAACACUCUCAUAUAUACUCUUCACAUUCCAAGGAAGAUCCCAACAUAUCUCCACGUUCAAGUCAAAGAUCCCAUAGAACGCCGUGGGCUCGGAUGAAAGAUAUGAUUAACACUAGAAAUCCUGUAAGAAAAAAGAGCAGGAUGAGCACCCACAGUGAUGACAUCCAGAUAGAUAUAGAAUUCUGCAGUGACAAUGAAGAUGUGUUCGAAGAUAACAAACCACAAACAUUUCCCAAUUCGAAUGCAACAUCUUCGGCAAGGCUGGAUGAAUCAUGUGAGAAUGAUAUACCACUGGUAGUUAGAGAAAGAUACAAAAGCAACGAUGACCACUUGGAAAUGGAUGAAACUGAGUCCAGAAAAAUUUCAAAAUGGACGAAGGUUAAAAGAGCAUUUUUACCUAGUAUUGAAGGAAAUUCUGAUUCAGGAUUGAAAGAUGAAUUGGAAAAAUACAGCAGAGAUCCAAUACAGUCUGAAAUAAAUAGGAACUACAGGAAUUUACAGAAAAAACUCAGCUUAGAGUUUCAAGAAAAACUCAUCGAAUGGAAGAGAAUCAAACAAAAUGCAGCAUCACCGGCUGUACCUGUCCAGUCCGGAAGUAUUUCUGAUGAACCCAGCCAAUCCAGUCCAGCGUUCAUGAAGAAAAUAGAAGAAUGGGAAAAGAUUAAAUCUCAACCAACAAAAGCCAAGAGCAAUAUCCAAAUGACGAGUGAGGAGAAUCUACCACCUGAGUUCAAGAAGAAACUCCAAGAAUGGGAGAAAAUCAAGAAAUCCUCUGUGAGGAAGAGCACUAAAAAACUGGGCGAUGCACCUAGGUGGAAAUCAAUGCAGUGCCCAAAAACUUCAGAAGCUCCUCAUGUCGAAAUACCAGUGAUAUCUGAAGAAUUCAAGAAGAAGUUAGAGGAAUGGAAGCAAAUCAAAGCCGCAGGAUAUAAAAGCGAUGAAAGUGAUAAAAAAACUGUAGGCGACAAAACUCCAAGUCCCAUUUUCCAACGAAUGGAUUCUAGAACAGGAGCUAAAACAUCUCAAGAUAAAGAACUGCAGUGGUAUGAAAAAGAGUUAAAUAAGAUUGAAAAAGAGAAAAUUAGGCUUGAAAGAGAACGACAAAAAUUCAUGGAAAAAGAAGAGAAACUAUCAAAAUUGAGGAAAUCAGUGAUAGGAGGGCACAAAAAGGAUAUUCUUGUUCAUACACCUUCUGGAUUCUAUAAGUUCGAAGGAAUAUCGAGAAAGUUCACUCAAAAAUUAUAUGAAUGGGAGAAGUCUCGGGGAAUAGGACCAGAAUCCUCAACCUUUGCUUUCUUGAGUCCUGAGUAUCCAAAGGCUGAAAUUCCUAAAGUGAAAAUCAAUGGAGAAGAUCAGAAUCCUCCCCUACAUCGAUCAAGAUCAGUGGAUAGCAUCGUGGUAUCAGGGGUGAAUAUAGGAUGUCCGUUAAUCAGUCAGCCUUCUAGUCUAUCUCUGAACGACAUGGAAGAACUCGAAAACAAUUGUAUGAUAGACUCAAAAACCUCAUCAUUGGAUUAUCUGCCCCGCCAAAAUAAUGAAACUGAUGGAGAUGAGCCCGAAGCUUUGAUUGUUGAAGUGGAAGAUUUUGUUGAAGAAACAGCAUCUCCGUUGAAGAACAUCUUUGAGCAACAUAACCCAGUAUACCAAUGCGAAGAAAUGCGAGCUUUGUGUGUUUGUUUGACUCCAAAAGUCAGAAGAAGUGAGUCUGCGCGAGCUCAGUUAAAUUACAGGCUUAUUGAAGAAACAUUGAACAGCUUGAGAUCUGUUUCAGAGAAUGAGGUCGAAAUAAGAAAAAUACAAAUAAGAGGCGAAGCGGAUGGUGUCGUCAAAAUAAAGGAAAUUUGUGAGCAACAAAAGAAAUUGAUCAAAAAUCUUCUGAAAAAAUUAUGUAGUUUGCAGGAAGAAAACACAAUAGUUAUAUCAAACCUAUCUAAGGAGAGUCAAAAAGAUAAAUUUCAUCCCAUAAGUGACAUUUUAGAGGUUGUUCAAGAUAUAUCGACAGAGCUGCUUUCAAUGGCUGAAAGAUUAUAUACCAAAAUUGACAAUAGGACAAGUGAAGAAAAAAAGAAACAGUUCUUCGAUGAACUCCACGCUCAAGAGAUAAUUGAGGAAAUGAAGUGCAAACUAUUAGAAUUACGUAGACAUCUGAGUUAUAUUUGUGCUGCUUCAGACAAAAUAUUUUCAGAUUCAAUAGCUCCUCAAAAGAGAAAACUAUGCAGAAUGAAAUCAAUAGUUUGUGAGAAAUCUUCGAACGAAUCACAGUGUACUACAAGUACACAAAAUAGUGAGUCCAGUGACAAACAAGUUAUUACAUCCUCGAAGUUAGAUACAAAAAACAUGCAAAGUCAGGGAGCUAUCAAGAAAAGACUACGAUAUCGAGUUGAAAGCAUCAGAAGCAGAAGUUUGCAAGACUCAGAUGAGGAGGAAGAAAAAGCACCUGAACAAAAGAAAUUUCCCAAACUGCUGAGAUCUAGGACAAUUUCUGAAGGAUCAACAAAAUCACUAGAACAAAGUGAAGGAAGUGACCUCAAGAACACUAAUAUAUUUCCUGCAGUGACAAAAGCAACCUAUCCUGAUUCGCCAACUCGAGUGACAUCGUCUGAUUCCCCAGUUACCAUUUUUGUUAAAACUACUAGAAAAUUAUUUACCCCUCUAGUUGAAAGAAGUUUGCAAGAUACUGAUAACAACAUUCAGAAAGUCGAUACUGAAGAUCAAUCUUUAAAUACAAUGUCAAAUAAUGUUCUUGAAAAUAAAAUAACAACUACAGAGGAACCUGAUAAACCAAAUAUCCUUGUUCAUAGUUCUAGCGUUACUGGGUUACCACCUCUACCAUCAUCUCCAGUACCUCAAAAAAAAUACUUGAAAGACAUGUCACCCAGUAUCCGAUUAAUGCUGAACAAAUACCAGCAGAAGAUUUCAGAACAGGACACCAUAAAUAAAUCAGGAGGUAGCAGUGGAUCUGCUUCUCCAGUAGCAUGGCGAUCACCAACUGCUGAAAGAAGAGUCAAAGCUCAAACAGAAAAAUACCAAGAAGAAAUUAUCAAACUUUCACCACUUGCUACUAAACGUGAAAUCCACAAAUCUGUGAGCCAAGGACAUAUACAAAAUAACGGUAUUAAACUAGUACAAGAUAUUGAGAAAGAGAAAUCAGAUAUUAAGGUCUCAAGACAGAAAAGUAUAUUAAAAUCUUGUAGUGCUACCAAUUUGAUACAAAGAAAAUUGUAUGAACAUUCUUCCCAACCUAGAAAAGCUUCUGAAGGAUUUGCAGCAUCUGCUUCGGCACAACAAUCAAAUCGUUCUACAGAUCUUCAAGAAUAUUCAACUUCCAGGCUUUCAUCAGAAUUAAGGCUUCAGAAGAUUAGAAAAGCUAAAGAAGAAUUUCUGAACUCUGGACCUAUAUCUGCUCCACCUAUGGAUAUAAAAUCAAGAGAGGUUUAUGAAUACCCUCAAAAAAAUAGAUUAAGCACUAUUAGUGUUGAUAGCAGCUCAAGUACAAGUUCUAUUUCUCCUGGGAUUCUUGUGAAGUCCAUUAGUGCUGGUAUGAUCAAUAUAGUGGCAGAUGCUUACAAACAUUUUGAAGGUAAACCUAGAGAAUAUGUUUCACUACCGAGAAAUACGAGGCAGGAGAGUUCUAAGAAAUCGCCUCUAAGUCAUUUAGCGUCGAAAUUUAGAAAAGUAAAAAUGAGAAAGGGGAAAGAGAAAGAUAAAUAUUCAGCAGUCUCGGAAUUAUGCAGGCAAAGUUUAGUAGUAGAUAUUAAUGAAUCUAACCAAGAACAAAACGUUUAUGCAACUAAUUCACCAAAUAAUUCAAACGCCGCUCAAGAAGAACUACCCAUCACAAAAUCAAGCAGUUGGAUUCGUAAAACUAUGUUCUUUAAGAAGUAGAUGAUUUAGCAAUCUUUUAUCGUUAACUAAUUUUUGUUAUAAUUAAUUUUAAUAAAUUUAUUAUGUAGUGAAAAGAAAAAUGGAUUUUAUAUAAUAAAUAUAUAACAUAUGUUGAUUUUAUUAUCAAAUAAAUAUUUCAUUAUUAUU